UCUGCCCUGAGUAUAUUGUGGUUUUCAAGCUUCCUGCUAAAUCUAAAGAGUUAUUAUUUGGAAAAGAAAGUGCAUCCAAUGAAACUGGGGUCACAUGUGGACCUUCGCCUGUGUCGAAGGAAGGAAAUGAUAAUUCGUUUGUAAUACCAGCUAACCAAUCCCAAGGCAAGGACCAAGAGUUUGGUAGAGUCCCUAAGCCAACUUCUCCUUGGAUGCCUUUUUCAAUGCUGUUUGCUGCAAUUUCAACCAAAGUUCCUGCUAAAGAUGUGGAUCUUGUCAAUAAAUAUUAUGAAGAAUUCAAGAGAAGAAAAAUAAACAGACUUGAACUUGUUAAGAGGUUGAGGCAUAUCAUUGGAGAUAAACUACUGAUAUCUACCAUAGCGAGGCUUCAAUACAAGGUGAUUUAUUAUUAUUAUUGUCAUUAUUAUUAUUAUAUUGUUGUUGUUGUUGUUCGGAUAAUCUAAAGAGCUAUCAUUUCACUCUUUGCUUCACUGCUUCUGUUCCAAUUUGCAAUAUCAUGGGAGGUGUCAUCGACAUCAUCUUUUAAUUGUGUUAAUUUCAUUAUUUAGUAAUUAUUGAU
This is a messenger RNA of Phalaenopsis equestris, 580 nucleotides long. Its product is annotated as probable inactive poly [ADP-ribose] polymerase SRO1. The transcript is spliced from 4 exons. Bases 213 to 464 code for a protein of 83 amino acids. NCBI's taxonomy places the organism in Eukaryota, Viridiplantae, Streptophyta, Magnoliopsida, Asparagales, Orchidaceae. The record is from RefSeq and is a predicted model, not a curated record.